AUCUAACGAAGCCGUUCUUUUGGGGCAAAAUAAAGAUGAUAUUGAAGGAUUUCUUUUUGACUAUGAGAAAGAGCUAAUAAGGACAAAGUGUACAUGGAAGAACCUAAAUGAGGAAAUUGUAAAGAUUAUAAAUGCCAAGAGUGCUGAUGUGAUCAAAAUAAAUCGGUUAAGAAAUAUAAAGCAAGGAGAAAAAGAAACAGUAAGAGAGUUUGCUAGUAGGUUUGAGGCAUACCUUGACCCAAUAAAAGACUCCAUAAAAGAGAAGACUAAAGAAAGUGUUCUUUUAAUUGAAAACUUUCAAAAAGACAGAGAACGAAUUGACAAUAAAAAAGGUAUACUUGCAACUGAAGAGAGAGCUCAAUCGAAUGAUGCAGAUGUGGAAGGAAUAACGAUGGCAUUGGGAGCUUUAACAAUUAACCGUGUGAAACAAGAAACAAACAAUGUCAGUAGAAUAGAUAAACUUGAAGAAAAUAUGAAGGAAAUAACAAAAAUGUUUAAGCAAUUCAUAGAAAAUCAAGAGACAUCUGAACAUACUAAUACUAGAAAUCAAGAUACAACGAGACCUCGGAAGCAGAACUCUAUGAGUCGUCAAUGUUUUGUUUGUCAGCGAAAGGGUCAUGUGGCAUGUAGUUGCCUGAACAAAGUAGUUCAAGGACAAUUAGAACAAAGAAACGAUCAAAGAGAGAUUAGGCCAGAAAACAUAGAUAAUAGGGAUGUAAACAUAUGCUAUUUUGAGAUAAUGGACACCUCAUUGAAUAGUGGUGUAGAAUGCCUUAAAACAUAA
Dentiscutata erythropus is the source of this 784-nucleotide messenger RNA. The record is from the annotation of a GenBank genome assembly. NCBI's taxonomy places the organism in Eukaryota, Fungi, Glomeromycota, Glomeromycetes, Diversisporales, Gigasporaceae.